AUGCCCCAGGGUAGCCUCGUCGUCUCCUUCCUGGGCGCACUACAAGCCUGCGUCUCCGUGCUCCUAACCCUAUCUUACGGCGUCGCGGCUCGCAAAUUCGGCCUCAUCCAACGCAGCUCGAUCCACGAUGUUUCGGGGCUGGGUGUGAAAGUCCUCCUACCGGCCCUGAUUCUCGUCCAUCUAGGCGAGCAGUUGCAGCUGGAUAAUGCGUUGAAUUACGUUCCUGUUUUGGUCUGGUCAAUAGCCUACACAACCCUCUCAAUCGUUCUCGCGCGACUAGCCUCAAAACUCCUCAGACUCCCGGCGUGGGUUACGCCCGCGUGUGCAUUCAACAACACCACGUCUCUCCCGCUGCUCCUGCUGGAGUCGUUGAAGAGUGUCGGUAGUUUGAAUAUGAUUAUCCGGGACGGCGACUCGGUUUCUGAGGCGAUUGCGCGCGCGCAGAGCUAUUUCUUGCUUUGUGGUGUUAUUUCCAAGACGAUUGGGUAUGCGGUUGGGCCGGCGAUGUUGAAGGGUGGGGAUGGAGCUGGGGACGGCGACGACGAUGCUGACGAUAGGAAUAGGGAUGGGGAUGUAGAGGAUAGACAGAAUGGAUUUGGAAACGAAAAUGGGAAUGGGAACAAUGACAGCGGCACCAACCACGCAGAUGAGGAAGUGCCGCUCCUGCAUGGCCGGGCCCAGAAUCAAAAGUACUCUAGCUUGGGCUGCUUCUCUACAAGAAUGAAGCGCCGGGCUAGGGAUGCGGUAUACAACUUGCCGAAACGCCUGAAGCAGAGUGUGCUCGCGCCGUUUGAUACCCCGAUGGCUGAUGUCGCUAUCAUCUGUACGCUUGUUGGUGCAGUGUUGGGGCUAGUUCCGCAGCUGCAUAGGGCGUUCUUCAAUACGUACGAAGAGGGAGGCAUAUUUAAUGCUUGGUUGACGUCGAGCAUUAAGAAUAUCGGGAAACUGUUUACGACGCUGCAGAUUUUCAUUGUCGGGUGUGAGCUUGGGGCUAGUUUUGAGAAGAUGAGCAGCAGUAAUGGUGAUGAUGGUGCUGGGAGUACGAGAUCGAGUAACCCUGGCGUCAAAGCGAUUCUGACUAUCUUUUUGAUCCGGCUUGUUAUUUGGCCUGCACUCGGUAUCUCGAUCAUCUACGGCCUCGCGAGGAACACGUCUGUACUGCGAUCCGACCCCGUUCUCUGGUUCAGCAUGAUGCUCAUGCCAGCUGGGCCGCCGGCGUUGGUGAUUCAAGGGCUCGCUGAGUUGGCCAAGGCGUCUGAGAGACAGAAGAUGACGAUCGCGAAGACGUUGACGGUCAUGUAUAUGCUCUCGCCGUGCAUUUCGUUUACCAUUACAGGGGCGUUGAAGGCGUCGCAGGCUGCGCUGGACGGGCAGAGUACGGCGCGAUAA
This is a messenger RNA of Aspergillus puulaauensis, 1389 nucleotides long. RefSeq names its product Auxin Efflux Carrier superfamily. Bases 1 to 1389 code for a protein of 462 amino acids. Gene Ontology annotation, biological process: transmembrane transport. Gene Ontology annotation, cellular component: endoplasmic reticulum; membrane. NCBI's taxonomy places the organism in Eukaryota, Fungi, Ascomycota, Eurotiomycetes, Eurotiales, Aspergillaceae. The transcript has 4 exons. The record is from RefSeq and is a predicted model, not a curated record.